Messenger RNA from Rotaria sp. Silwood2, 490 nucleotides. The record is from the annotation of a GenBank genome assembly. Lineage: Eukaryota; Metazoa; Rotifera; Eurotatoria; Philodinida; Philodinidae.
CGUAGCUGAUUUAAAAGAAUAUAAUGCAGCUCUUGAACUUAGUCGUAUCUGGAUUAAUAAUCGCUGGCUAACUAUAGCACUUUUUUUAUCAGGUAACCGUUUAACAUAUUGUAGUAAAUAUUGGAAAAUUGAACACCUACAUGAAAAUUGUAAAAUGAGCUAUCAACAAUGUCGAAUCUGUCUAGAAGAAGUAUCUAAAAAGGAAGUGCUCAUCUGUAUAAAUGUAUCCAAAUGUGCCCAAUGUGAAGGUGAACAUCACUAUCUACACGGCCAAUGUCAUGUCAUACAACAAUAUCGUGCUGAUCUAAAAGAAGAUGUUACUAAAGCCUUGAAAUCCGGAAAACUACGUCGACACGAAAGUAUUACUCGACAACCGACUUUUAGUAUGAAACAGAGAUGCCGGAUCGGUAAGGUUACCAUUGGAGCCCAUCGGUUGGGCCACCCAUGGAUGAACCCUUACCCAAACCAGUGGGCUGAGCAGGCGAGUUAA